AGAGAUUUAAAACUUUAUUGUGAUUUUUUUUUGAGAAAGCAAAAUGUAAGAACAUAUAGGAUACAAAAAAAAAUGUAUAUCAUGUUGGUCUACCAUCUGAGAAUGGCAAAUCCAGAAAGGAUGAAAGAAGAGAUGAUCAUGACUAUAGACAUCCCUGGAAAACAAGAGGCUUCUCCUGUCUGUGUAGACGACUCUGAUUCGUACUGUGCGGAGGCGGUGAACGCAGAGGAAAGCGUCAUUGUGGUGAAAAAGGCCAUGGCUGCGUAAUGAUUGUAGGAAGCCAUAGCUGUUUCUCAAUCUGACCUCUCAAACAAAAAAACUCUGGCACACCUUUGGCUUUCGGCUAUUACCAACUGUCAGUUUUUAUAGUGACAAACAUGUUCGUGACGACGUGAGGAGCACAAUAAGAAGCUGUUGAACAAAGUCUAUCAAGCAAUGGAGGAGCAUUACCUCAAAAUCCUCAAUGCUCAAAACUCAAAAGCGAAAAGACUAGUUCAAACCCAAAGGGAGGUGAUAAUCGACUAAAAGCCCAAUAGAGAGGCCCCGAGCCCGGUGAGAGUUUAUAAGGCCCAAUUCGUUUCAUGUGUACUAUUGGAAUGAUCAGUCUUGUGAUUUGCUUGUUAUAACAGAAUUAGAUUUGUCCGCCAUUUAUACAGAACACAAGGAUAGAGAGAAUCGAAUUUAGUUAGCUUCGGUAUGUGAAUAAUGUGAUGCAUGAAGAUUGUGUGCUUUGAGUUGUAGUAUGAAUGUAUGUUCUAUAAUAUCUCACCAACAUUUUGAUUUUAUCAAUGCUUUAUCAGUUGACUAGUUGAGUAGGGCAUGAUUUUAUUUUCUUAGAAACGUUUAUUUGAUAAACAUUGUCUUUAUUUUCAAGAUGAUGGUUCUCUACGGUUUUGAUGUCACGUGAAAUUUAUGUGAAUUUCCCCUAAAAUUAACCGAGAACGUUCAUUCACCUUGUUGUACACAUUAUCUUUAUUUUUCAUUGUGUGCUUUAAUAUGGGAUGUCUCAUCAACACUCUGAUGUUAUAUAUCCUUUAUCAGUUGAGUAGGGCAUGAUUUUGUAUUCUUAGCAACGUUUAUUUGAUGCACAUUAUCUAUAUUUUCACGAUAAUGGUUUUAUAAGGUUUUUUUGUCACGUGAAAAUUUAUGUAAAAUCCCUAAAAUGAACAGAGAAGGUUCAUUCACCUUGACCAUAUUCAUCUUAUGUUUGGAUUUCAUAUCCUCUUUUUAUAUAUGCUAUGCUUUCGAUGCUAUAAAUUUUCUUGUCUCAUCAAUCCUAUAUUAUUCUAUCAUGUUCCAUAUUUUUGUCGAAGGAUCUUCAAUCGCUUAUAGAUAUUCUUUAUUUAUUAGAUUCGGUUGAUUGUGUCGUAAAGUGGAAGUUGCUUCAAAAUCAACAUGUCUUGUAUUACUGCUUUCUCUUUUGUCGGCAAAUACAAUAUUACUUUAGAUAGUGAAAAUUGGUUAUUAGUUGUUAUUUAGAAAGAAAUAAAUUUUUAGAUAAUUAAUCAAAAAAAUACUCGUAAGCUAAACCUUAUGUAAGUUUAUGUAUAUGAUGCUUCAAACACACGUGUGUGGUGUGGGGGUGAGAGAGAGGUUGGUCUUGUUCUUGUCUUUGACUCUAACCAGUCUUUUUCGAUGCAUUUUUCUUCAUUCACAAGUCUAUCAUCAUGUUUUUAACGAAGACAUGUUUAUUUAUUUUUAUUUUAUGCACCUCUUGCUUCUUCUUCACAUCCCUAUUUCUUCUCUCUCUCUACUCUACCCAUCAAUCUCAACAAACACUUCUCUAUCUCCUUUUCAUAUCCAUUACACAUAUUCAUAUCAUUCCGAAGCAAUCCCCACAAAUCAUAUCAUCCUCUCCAUCCAUCCUUUCUCACAACCUCUCCAAAUUCUAAAUCUCUUUCUUGUGUAGUCUUACUUCAAAAAGACUCCACAAGUUUAAAUGAUGAUGAGGAAUCAGGACAUUACUACGAUCAGAGACAAGAACAAGGCAAAUAAUGCAUGUGGUGGUAAUAACAACAAACCGAAGCUAAGAAAGGGACUUUGGUCUCCUGAUGAAGACGAGAAGCUCAUAAGGUAUAUGUUGACCAAUGGACAAGGGUGUUGGAGUGACAUUGCUAGGAAUGCUGGUCUCUUACGUUGUGGCAAAAGUUGUCGCCUUCGUUGGAUCAAUUACUUGAGGCCUGAUCUUAAACGUGGCUCUUUCUCUCCUCAAGAAGAAGAUCUCAUCUUCCAUUUGCAUUCCAUUCUUGGUAACAGGUGGUCUCAAAUAGCCACUCGGCUUCCAGGAAGGACAGACAACGAGAUCAAAAACUUUUGGAACUCGACAUUGAAGAAGAGGCUUAAGAACAACAACACUUCUUCAGGUUCAUCACCUAAUAAUAGUAAUAGUAACUCUUUGGAACCAAUAGAUCAACAAGUGGACAUGGGAGGCAACUCAAAUCCAAUGAUGAAUAGCUAUCAUCAUCAAGAUGACAUGAUGAUAGUGGGGAACACCAUGCACAUGGACUCUUCCUCAUUUUAUGCACCCGUGGUUAGUGGUGUGGGAUUAAACCAACUUGAUCCAUUGAUAUCAGUACCGGAUCAUAGCCGAUAUCAACAAAUGGGAAACACAGGGAACAACAACGUUAAUGGGUUAGGAGAUUAUGGAAGCGCAGUUCUUGAUCCGAUCAGCAAUAGAGCAUCAGUAGAAAAUGAAUGGUUUCUUCCACCGUCCGAGAAUACCAAUGGCAUUGCUUGUGCCACAAGCAACAACCUAAACUUAGAAGCCCUUGAUCUUUGCUUCAGUAGCAAAAAUAUGUGUCAUUCAGAAAGCUUCAAAGUAGGGAACAUUAUGGGUAUGGAGAAUAGUUCUUGGGAAAUAGAAAACCCUAAAAUCGGAGAUUGGGAUUUGGAUAGUCUCAUCGAUAACAACUCUUCUUUCCCCUUCCUUGAUUUCCAAGUUGAAUGACAAUAUCCUCUCUCGCAUUCUAUCUUCUUUUUUUACUCAUUCGUCCUUAUUCAUUCUUCUAUACAUAUUUUUUUCUUAUAUAAAUGACGGUAUAUUCAUCUUCAGAGCUCGUUUUGAAGUUGGCGAUCUCUAUUCAAAGAGUCAUUUUUCUUUUUUUUUAGCAAAAAGUCUUCUUUCCAUAAAAUUUGGUCUAUUCUCUUGUCCAUCUAUGUCCCCAUCACAUGUCUAUUAUCCACAAUAAGAUUGUUCUUGGAAGCGAGAUGUAUAUGCAUAUAUAGUUUAUAAAUAUAGGACGAGAGUUACCAUGCAUGGUUCCUUUAGUACAUGAAACGUGAAUAGGAAGGGUACAUUGAGACUUUAUUUGCUGCGGAAGUACUUAAAUAAUGUGGUCCACGCAAUGAGUUGAUUAGUUGGUUUAUUUGUAUAGCUUUCUCUUUGCUUUUCAAUUCUUUUUUUUUUGUACAAAUCCGAGUUUGAUGUGUAAAACACGGUUCGUAAUAAUAAAGCAUUAUAUCUUUCAUU
Brassica rapa (field mustard) is the source of this 3469-nucleotide messenger RNA. Its product is annotated as transcription factor MYB83. NCBI's taxonomy places the organism in Eukaryota, Viridiplantae, Streptophyta, Magnoliopsida, Brassicales, Brassicaceae. The record is from RefSeq and is a predicted model, not a curated record.